Molecule: messenger RNA, 1669 nt
Organism: Osmia bicornis bicornis
Lineage: Eukaryota; Metazoa; Arthropoda; Insecta; Hymenoptera; Megachilidae
Product: mitochondrial glycine transporter-like
Exons: 7
Coding region: 469-1383 (304 amino acids)
Biological process (GO): glycine import into mitochondrion
Cellular component (GO): mitochondrion; mitochondrial inner membrane
Molecular function (GO): glycine transmembrane transporter activity
Source: RefSeq, a predicted model, not a curated record
ACGACUAUUACAAUAAUUGGACUAAUUAUAAAAUUAAAUGUAUAUACAAUUUUAAAUAAAAUUCAAUUUGGUUAGAAAUAAAGUUUCAUACAAUUUUAAUACCAUACACUUGAAUAAAAUAAUUUUAUAUUUUGAUGUUACAUAUUUAUGGAAACAAAUUUCUAAGUAUAUCAUAGUAAUAUUAAUGAUGCCUAUUCAGCAACAUUAUACAUUCCAUGUAACAAAAUUCUUGUACAAAGUUCUUUUACAUAUAUAUUAUUACAAUUAGAAUAUAGUAAAAAAAAAGAGAGGAAAAAAAAUGACAAUCUUGUAAUGAAUGGCAAUCCAUGAAACUAUGUACAUUAUGUAGAUAACAAUGAUAUUGACUUCUUAAGGAAAACUUUACACUCACGUGAGUGAACUCGUGCAAGAUAAUAUGCAAUGACAUAUGUUUAUUACAACAGCAAUUACUGAUAUAUCAUUAUCUGUAUGUUUCAUUUAAUGGUAGCUUCCAUAUAUUUUAUUUAUCACUUCAAAUUAAACGAAUAUGGAUACACUUAUUAUCCUAUUUUGAAGUCUUUUCUCGCGGGAUCACUGUCUGGUACUUUGUCAACUAUUUUAUUUCAACCAUUGGACCUUAUCAAAACAAGACUUCAAAGUAGAGUAAAUCUUCACCUGGAUGCUUCAAGAAGUGGUACUUUAGGAACAAUCGUUCAUAUAGUUAAAAAAGAAAAUGUGUUUGGACUCUGGAGGGGUAUGACUCCGUCUAUCACCAGAGUUGUUCCUGGUGUUGGAUUAUAUUUUUCAUUGUUACAUUGGUUAAAACACACUUUGCAACUAGAAGAUCCACUCACACCUAUAGAAGCUACAUUACUAGGUAUUACAGCAAGAUCUAUGUCUGGAGUUUUAUUAAUUCCAAUAACAGUGGUGAAAACGCGUUUUGAAAGCGACAUUUAUAAAUAUAACAGUGUAGGAGAAGCACUGAAAUUAAUUUAUCAGCAGGAAGGAGUAAGAGGUCUUUCACGCGGAUUAGUACCGACAUUAUUAAGAGACGCCCCUUUCAGUGGUCUUUACCUUAUGUUUUAUACUCAAUUAAAAAGUAUAGCUAUAGAAGCAGAUUCGCUCUGCGAUAAAUCCUUAGUUCCAGUUCAUUUUAGUUGUGGAAUACUAGCAGGAAUAUUUGCUUCUAUUGUAACACAACCGGCAGAUGUGAUUAAAACGAAAAUACAACUGUAUCCGAAUGAAUUUAAUGGUGUUCGUAAUUCUGUAUUUAGGAUUUAUGAAAAAUACGGUGUAUUAGGGUAUUUUAAAGGCAUUGUUCCAAGAAUGUUGAGAAGGACAUUAGUGACUGCAAUGGCUUGGACUGUAUACGAAGAGGUUACAAAAACUAUUGGACUUAAAUAAAAUUGCUGCCGUCUAAUUAUUUUAACUUUUUGGCGUCUGUUGACAUGAAGUGAGGGAAUUAAAUACGCACGAGAGAAUCAAAGUCAUUCAACCAAUACAAAUAUUUACACUUGAUGUACAGUAUUUUAAUUUGUACAAAGAUAAUUUGAUUAUUAGCAGAUAAUUGUAUUAUAGCAAAUAUUACUACUAUGUACAGUAUUCAGAUAGAAUAUUCUAUCGCUCAAUAAUGUAUUAUUAAUACAUAUAUAUACAUGUAUACUUAUGUAAUAAAUUUUAUAAUCUGUUA